Molecule: messenger RNA, 526 nt
Organism: Erythranthe guttata (spotted monkey flower)
Lineage: Eukaryota; Viridiplantae; Streptophyta; Magnoliopsida; Lamiales; Phrymaceae
Product: non-specific lipid-transfer protein A
Biological process (GO): lipid transport
Molecular function (GO): lipid binding
Source: RefSeq, a predicted model, not a curated record
AUGAAGGUUAGUGCAGUAGCAUUAUUUGCACUUGUGGCUGUAGUGAUUGCACUAGUGGUGCAGCACGGGCAGGCGGCGGUGAACUGCGGUCAGGUUGACGCAGCUUUGAUUCCAUGCAUCGGUUACCUGAUGGGACAGGGCGGAGAUAGCCCGUCACCGUCGUGCUGCGCCGGAGUGAGGGCGGUGAAAGACUUGGCUCAAACCACCGCCGAUAAGAGGGCUCUAUGCAGCUGCGUCAAGGCGGCAGCUGGCCGUUCUGCCGGCUUGAGCGACCGUGCAGCCUCAGUCUCUUCCCCGCCAAAUGUGGUGUUCAACUGGGUAUCCCUGUUUCUCGCACCUCCAACUGUGACACGAUUAAUUAAGAGUGUAUUGGGGACCAAAUGAAGGAUUAAUAAAAUGGCACCACGUCCAUGUUUAGAUGAACUGUCUGCUUUACAAUGUAAUAAUAUUUGUUGAUAAGUGAUUCAAGAAACUUAUGUCAAUAAUAAUUGAAAAGCUUUUCAUCAAACAUAUCAUAAUCACACAC